This is a messenger RNA of Rubroshorea leprosula, 5126 nucleotides long. Lineage: Eukaryota; Viridiplantae; Streptophyta; Magnoliopsida; Malvales; Dipterocarpaceae. The record is from the annotation of a GenBank genome assembly.
AUUAGAGCUCUUGCAAGGAAGAUGGCUGACGAAGCUAAUUUAGAGAAGGUAGCUUUGGAAAAUCGUGUUGAAAAUAUGGAGAAUACUUUGAAGGAAUUGAUGGCUUCCUUCCAAACUCUUCAAGCAACCUUAGUCACAAGAGCACCUUUGACAACAAAUCCUUUAUUUGAAGGAAAUGUUCCGGUGGCAAAUCUCUCUGUGGCCACAUUUGCUUUAACUCUUGGUGUAAUAUCCCCAAAUUUUCUAAGAUAUUUAAGGUCACGUGUUCUGCUUAUCUUCUUCCUCCCGACCCCCCUGCACCCCGACAAGCCCCACCCAAGCUGCCGACCGCCCUCUCUUGAGGAAAAUUGGCAAAAGCUUAAAUAUUUCACUUGUUUUCUUGUCCAAGAACAAGAAUUAGGACCUAGAAGCCUCCUGAAGCAAGAAAAUUUCAGAUCUUGUAACCUUCCUCCUCCCCUGCUGUCGGUUUCAGCUUGGUGUGGGAGUGAAUUUCUCACCCUUGAACCCGCCAGGCUCGAUUUGGCUUGCCAUAAUUCUCUGGUAGUGAUACCUGACACAUGGGGAGCCGGGGGAGUGACGAGCUUGACGGCUAGGCAUUAUUUUGGACUUAGAUCUUUUGGAGUUAGGCAGCUAGUCUCACAUGAACUUAGUAGGUUUCGAGCCUUGUGCAUUUGUGGGACCUGUUCACGAGUGCACGGUGUCUGUUUUGCCCUCGGAUUUGGGUUCUGGGGCGUGACACUUGGGAAGGAGCCUAUGUCAUCUGGCCCUCCUGAUCCAAUUAUUGGUGGAACUUCUGGGACAAAACCAUUUGUUCUAAAUGCUGGUGUUGCUACAGUUCAGUCUAAUGGUCAAGAAGAGAUUCAAGACAGUCUGACAGGUCCUGCAGAUACUUGGUUCUCUACUAUAGACAAAAGUAAGGUCAAAAGUUGGCAUGAUUUGACUUACAAUUUUAUGAAGCAGUAUGAAUACAAUACAUUACUAGCUCUUAGUAGAGAAGAUCUUCAAAGAAUAGAGAAGGAAUCGAGUGAAAGCUUUAAGGAAUUUGCUCAAAGAUGGUGUGGAUUGGCUGCUCGAGUUCAACUGCCACUAACUGAUCAUGAACUGAAGCAAAUGGAAGAUGGAAUCAAGUCAGGGAUUAUUAUUGAUUAUCAAGCAAUGAAGAGUCUCCUCAAACAAUACCAAAAUGGUAGUUCAGGGGUUUCUAGUUCAAGGAAAGUUGGCCAGAAUCAAAAGAAGGAAAAUGACACUAGCACCGUUAGCUCAGUUUAUGAGAUGUAUGGGAGAAAUAAUCAGCCAUGCCCUCGAGGGCAAUUCAAUAAUUCUUUCCAAGCUCCAAUUUAUCAACCACCAAUUUUUACAAGUCAACCAAGGCCACUCUAUGCCUCUGGGAUCAAUUGUCCACAACAAGAAAGAGUGAGACGACAUUUCAAUAAACUUCCUUUAUCAUACACUGAAGUGUUUCGACAAUUGGUAGCAGCUGGUCUUGUUACUCCUGUACCCAUGAUGCCAGUUAAAUCACCAUUCCCAACAUGGUACAACCCACAGGCAAGAUGUGAAUACCAUAGUGGAGGUGUUGGGCAUGAUCUUGAAAAUUGUCUAGCUUUAAGGCACCGUGUGCAGGAUUUGAUCGAUGCAAAGGAGUUGAAAAUUGCAUCAGAACCUGAAGUUGUUGGUCCAAACAUUGCUAAAAAUCCCUUGCCUACACAUGAUGGUCCAACAAUAAACAUGAUAAUAAAAGAUUUGAAUGUUGAGAAAGACUCUCAUAGAGGUCAUAAGGAAUUCCCUGUUGAAGAUAUCGCUCUUAUGACUAGAAGUGGGCAUAGUUAUGGAGAAAGUCAAUGCAAAGGGAAUGAAUCGCAAAAAGGAAUCAUUAUUGAGGAAAUACAUGAGGAGCAAGUCAAGAAGUAUGUUUCAGAGCAAGGGAUAAAUGAUUUGCUUAGCAUUUUGAAGAGAAAGACUCACCAAAAUGCUUUGUUAAAGAUCUUGAAUGAGGCUCAUGUGGCAAAGGAUAUUGAUAUGGAAAAAUUCAACAAUGUGAUAGGGACUAUGUUGGCACCAAAUUUUAUUAACUUUACUGAUGAUGAAAUGCUUGAAGAUGGAAGAGGGCAUGUGAAGGCUCUUCAUAUUUCAGUUUUUUGCAAAGAUAUGCAUGUGCCACGAGUGCUUAUUGAUAAUGUAGUUUAUGCUUUUGAUGGCACAAGGAAAGAGGUAGAUGGGGAGAUUGAAUUACCAGUCAACAUUGGCCCAUAUACAUUUGACCUAACUUUUCAAGUUAUGAAUAUUGAGCUUGCAUUUAAUAUGUUGCUUGGAAGGCCUUGGAUUCAUAUGGCUGGUGCAGUACCUUCUACUUUGCAUCAGAAGCUGAAAUAUAUUGUAGGCAACUCUUUGGUUAUGGUGAAUGGUGAAAAGGAUUAUGCUAUCCAUAAGGCGACAUCUGUGCCAUAUGUAGAAGUAGACUCUCAGAACCAAGAAGCAACUUACCACUCUAUGGAGUUUGUCUCAACCAUAUAUGUUGCAGAAGGCACAGUGUUGAGAACACCAGAUCUUUCUAGAGUGAGUAAGGGAGUGGCUAAGGUGAUGUUGGAAAAUCAUUUUGAAGUUGGAAAGGGCUUAGGAAUUGGACUGCAAGGAAUUGAAGAACCAAUUGAGGUGAUUGAUACAUCAAUGGGGUUUGGCUUGGGAUAUAAGCCCACUCGAAAGGAUUGGUUGUGGAUGAGGACUAGGAAAGCUAAAAGGCGUCGAGCUAAGUUAGAAGGAAGAGAACCAAAUGAGGAACAAUUGCAUAUUCCUCAUAUUCGAGUGAAAUUUCCAAAACUUGUUGAAGUUGUGUGUGGAUAUGAUACAAAGCCAAUGGAUGAAACUCUCAAAAAGGAGAAUUUGAGAAUUGAUUGGGUUCCAAUUGCUUAUAAGGACGAGGUGAUCGUAGAGGAUGCAUUAGAUGAUGAAGAUAUGGGAACUUUUGAUUUGUUCAAAUCUUUUGCUUCAACAAAUGAUGAUGGUUUGAACACUUCUUUGGAGAAGUUAAGCAUAUGCGUCAUUGAUAAAGAGAGGGAUGAUGACAAGGUCAUUCUGCCUACUCAGGAAGAAGAACUGAAAUUGCAGCCUAAUCUAUCUGAAGUAGAAACAGUUAAUUUGGGAACAAAUGAGGAUAAAAAGGAGAUUAAGAUCAAUGGGCAGUUGCAUCUAGAUAAAAGAAAAGCUCUUGUUGACUUGUUAAAAGAGUUUCAAGAUGUGUUUGCUUGGUCUUAUGAAGAUAUGCCUGGAUUAGGUUCGAAGAUAGUAGUUCAUGCAAUUCCACUAAGGCCAAAAUGUCCACUAGUGAAGCAAAAGUUGAGAAGAAUGAAGCCAAAAAUGUUGUUGAAAAUUAAAGAGGAAGUAAAGAAGUUGUUAGAUGCAGGGUUCAUUAAAGUAGCCAUGUACCCCCAAUGGGUUGCAAACAUUGUUUCUGUGCCGAAAAAGGACGGGAAAGUCAGAAUGUGUGUGAAUUAUAGAGAUUUGAACAAAGCAAGCCCAAAAGAUGACUUUCCUUUGCCACAUAUCCAGUUGUUGGUUGACAAUGCUGCCAAAAGUGUUAAAUUUUCAUUUGUUGAUGGUUAUUUUGGUUAUAAUCAGAUCAAGAUAAAGGAGGUAGACAAGAUCAAAACCAUGUUUAUCACUUUGUGGGGCACCUUUUGCUACAAGUGCCAAGAAGCUUUUGACAAAAUUAAGCAGUAUUUGAAGAGUCCACCAAUUCUUGUGCCACCAAUGGAUGGAAGACCAUUGAUUCUCUAUAUAACUGUGCUGGAAGUAAAAGGUCAAGUCAUUGCAGAUCAUCUUGCAGAAAAUGCAGUUGAAGAUUAUCAACCAGUUGAUUGGGAGUUUCUUGAUGAGGAUAUCAUGGCAAUUGAAGAAAGCAAUUAUGAAACUUCUAAUUGGAAGAUGUAUUUUGAUGGAGCUGCUAAUCAAAACGGAAAUGCCUUAGCAACUUUGGCUUCCAUGGUGCAAAUAUCAAAUGAAGAUCAAAUUCAACCACUUAUGAUUGAUGUGCAUAAGAACUUUGCUUAUUGCAUGGAGAUUGAGCAAGAAAUAGAUGGCCAGCCUUGGUACUAUGACAUCAAACAAUAUAUCUUACAUAAUCAAUAUCCAAUUCAUGCAACUAAUAUUGAUAAAAAGACAAUUCGAAGAAUGGCCAAGUCUUACUUCUUGAAUGGGGACACCUUAUACAAGCGCUCUGCAGAUAUGACAUUGUUAAGGUGUGUUGAUGCUAUUGAGGCAAAAAGAAUCAUGGUGGAAGUUCAUGAAGGAAUAUGUGGAACUCAUGCUAAUGGGCAUAUGCUACCUAGAAAGAUACUCAGAGCAGGAUAUUUCUGGUUGAAGAUAGAGACAGAUUGUAUUGACUAUGUGAGGAAAUGUCACAAAUGUCAAAUCUAUGCAGAUCGGAUUAAAGGUCCUCCAUUUCCAUUGCAUAAUAUGGUAGCUCCUUGGCCAUUUUCUAUGUGGGGAAUUGAUGUUAUUGGACCCAUUAAUCCAAAAGCUUCAAAUGGUCAUCAGUUUAUUCUGGUUGCAAUUGAUUAUUUUUCCAAAUGGGUAGAGGUUGCUGCAUAUACAAAUGUGAAGAAUAAAGUGGUGGCACGAUUUAUUCAAAGGGAGAUCAUUUGCAGAUAUGGUCAACUAGAAACAAUCAUCACUGAUAAUGCAAAGAAUCUUAAUAAUUCUUUGAUGGCAUCAAUUUGUAAGCAGCACAAGAUUCAACAUUUAAAUUCUACACCUUAUCGGCCUAAGAUGAAUGAAGCUGUGGAAGCUGCAAACAAAAAUAUCAAGAAGAUCCUUGCAAAGAUGACAGUAACUUACAAGGAUUGGCAUUAAAUGCUACCUUUUGCUCUCCAUGCUUAUAGAACAUCUGUUCAAACUUCCACUAGAGCAACACCUUAUUCUUUGGUUUAUGGUAUGGAGGCAAUUUUACCAGUUGAAGUUGAGAUACCAUCUUUGAGGGUUCUAGUUGAAGCAGAAUUGGAAGAAUCAGAGUUGAUUCAGAAACGGUUAGAUUAUCUUAAUCUCCUUGAUGAGAAGAGACUAGUUGCACUUUGUCAUGGACAAUGUUAUCAGAAAAGAAUGGUAGCAGCAUAUAAUAAGAAGGUCAGGCCUCG